AGGGUUUGUUGAUUUUAUUUAUAUUGUUUGAUUGCUGAUGCAUGAUAGUAAUUAGGUAUGUUAACUCACUAUUUUCCUUUUAUAUAUAUCUGUCGCAUAUUUCAUACUAAUUAUGUACUUUUUUUGUUGUUGUUCUUUAAUGUCGCUGUAGAUGAAAUUCACAAUUCUUUUUCUUAAAAUUUUUGCAUGGAGCCUUGUCUGAUUGUAUCAGUUGAUUACGUACUCGUCAUAACUUGCACAUGGAGAGCUCCAACCCUGAUGAGAAAAUUCUUAGCUAUAAUGAUGUUGUGCUCAGGCGAUCAGACUUGGAUAUCCUAGGCGGCCCCCAUCUUCUGAAUGAUCGUAUAAUUGAGUUCUAUCUGAGCUAUCUCUCUUCAUCCCAUGCUUCUGAAGACAUCUUGCUAGUUCCGCCAUCAAUAUCUUACUGGAUAAUGAGCUGUUCUUUGAGCGAGAAUCUUAAGGAGUUUGUGGAGCCGCUUCAUUUGCCUUCUAGAAGCCUGGUACUCUUUCCUGUCAAUGACAACGAAGAUGUGCAUAUGGCUGAAGGCGGAACUCAUUGGAGCUUACUUGUAUUCGAGAGACAAACUAAUAUGUUUAUUCACCAUGAUAGCAAUGGACCUGGGAACAGAUUGCCUGCUUUCCGACUUUACAAUGUGAUUCUCAAGUACAUGUCAGAUUCAGGUUCAGCAUCUAAUGCCGGGUUUACAUGUUCAGCAUCUAAAGCCAGGUUUACGGAAUGCACAGAUAUUCCACGGCAAGUAAACGGUUAUGAUUGUGGCUUAUAUGUUACUGCCAUUGCUAGAGUGAUCUGCCUCUGGCAUAGUAAUAAUGGAAACAAAGCCAAUGACAGAAGUUAUCUGUGGUUUUCUGCUGCGAAGGAGCAGGUUACUCCAUCUUUGGUUUCUGAAAUGAGAAAUGAGAUUCUGGGGCUGAUUAAAGAUCUAAUGGCCAAGAAGUGAGGUUUCAGUAGAUGAAAGGAAGAAGACCAGUGAAAGAGUUGGUGUUUGUAGACUAACAUAAUGGAAAUGUAUUGGACUAUCUGCAAUCCUUUUCUCUGAGAGUGGUUAGUGUUAAUAAAUCUUUUAGUCAUUCACGUUUUAGUUUUGCAAGGUUUUAAACAAUUAUGAUGCAGUAUUUAGGGUAUCAUAGGAUUACUUACUGUUAAUAAUAAUUCACUUUAAUGGUUUACGUGUUAAUUUCUUUCCUUUCAUGGCUAUAGAGGUAUAUUUUAAAUUGUACAGCGAGUUUUCUAAUUGUAUUUUAGUUGUAUGAUUUUGUUUACUACAGUUAAUCUUUUUAUAAAUGAGUGAUCUCUAUAUUGUUAACU
Humulus lupulus (European hop) is the source of this 1327-nucleotide messenger RNA. RefSeq names its product NEDD8-specific protease 1. The transcript has 2 exons. NCBI's taxonomy places the organism in Eukaryota, Viridiplantae, Streptophyta, Magnoliopsida, Rosales, Cannabaceae. Gene Ontology annotation, biological process: proteolysis. The coding region runs from base 240 to 959 and encodes 239 amino acids. Gene Ontology annotation, molecular function: deNEDDylase activity; cysteine-type peptidase activity. The record is from RefSeq and is a predicted model, not a curated record.